Molecule: messenger RNA, 1959 nt
Organism: Aspergillus uvarum CBS 121591
Lineage: Eukaryota; Fungi; Ascomycota; Eurotiomycetes; Eurotiales; Aspergillaceae
Product: rhomboid family membrane protein
Exons: 3
Coding region: 280-1821 (513 amino acids)
Biological process (GO): proteolysis
Cellular component (GO): membrane
Molecular function (GO): serine-type endopeptidase activity
Source: RefSeq, a predicted model, not a curated record
GUGUUUCAGCCCUGUCCAUUUGUUUAAUAGCCAAACGUGCCCGUGAUUUCUGCCCGCCUGCCUGCCAGCUGCUGAUUGUUUUGCCUUCCUUUACCCCAGUCAAUAUCCUGCAUCAACUCAAACAACUUUCAACACUUGCAGAUUGAAUUUGUUUAAGGCACAACAACCGAUAUUAUUACCCCGAAAAUCAGCCCCCUCGGUAGCAAUAGUCAAACAACCGCCAACCACUUCAACCCCCCCGCCCCUUGCGCCCGUCGCCAGUCCGGCUGUCCAUUCGACAUGGCGGCUAACAGCUACUAUCAGAGUGGCUACAGCAGCAAUCCGCCAACCUACGAACAAGUCAAUCCAAACCUAGCUCAAUACCCGGCAACCGGUCAUCCGGGUUUCGAUACACAUCCUUAUCAGCCCACCACUUCCGAUCCUCAGCUUCACUACAGUCAACAAUCACUGGGGUCCGACCAGGGAGCCUAUGCAGCCGGCGCCAGAGUCAACGAAGGCGAACAGUAUGCCGAGAAUAUUCCCUUGAAGGCCAACAACCAGUAUCCAAAUGGCCCUCCGCCGCCUGCGAAUUGGAUGCAACAACAAACGCAUUAUCCGCCGUCACCGGACGAGAUCGAGCCUGCCAUGCGCCCUGGCGCUCGACGAACACAAAAGAAGGGUUUCUUUGGAAGGAAGAUCGCUUGGGUCACUUACACUCUCACUCUGAUCCAGAUCAUUGUCUUCAUCGUGGAGUUGGUCAAGAACGCUCAAUUUACGGGAAGCCCGAUCGAAACUAAACCCUCGUUCAAUGUCAUGAUCGGUCCUUCUCCCUACCUUCAGAUCUAUAUGGGAUCUCGAUACACUCCUUGUAUGAAGAAUACACCGGGCAUUCAGAAUGCCAACGAAACGAUUCUCUUUCCCUGUCCCAACGCGACGACGACCGAGUCUCACUGCACCUUGUCUGAACUGUGUGGUUUCAACGGUGUGCCAAACCCGACGCCCAAUGGAUCGCUGGACGAUCAGCCUGAGCCAAACCAAUGGUUCCGAUUCAUCAUUCCAAUGUUCAUUCACAGCGGGUUCAUCCACAUCGGCUUCAAUCUGCUUGCGCAGAUGACCAUCGGUGUGGCCAUGGAGAAAAUGAUUGGGUGGUGGCGGUAUGCUCUGGUGUAUCUGGCUAGUGGAAUCUGGGGGUUCGUGCUCGGAGGCAACUAUGCCGCUCAGGGUCAGGCAUCAUGCGGCUGCUCCGGAGCACUUUUCGGCAUUCUCGCACUCGAUCUACUGGAUCUACUAUACAGCUGGCAAGAUCGCCAGUCGCCGUGGGUCGAGUUGAUCAUUAUGGUUCUAGGAAUCGGCGUGUCUUUUGUUCUGGGACUGCUGCCAGGACUGGACAACUUCUCACAUAUUGGCGGCUUCACCAUGGGUCUGGCACUGGGACUGUGUCUCUUGAGAUCGCCGAACGCGUUGCGAGAACGUAUCGGACUUGCACGGAACCCGUAUGUGGCCAUGAGUGGUGGCGUGGGCACGGCCACUCCAGAGGAAGGUCAGAAGGUGGUUCCCGCCCCCAGCAUCGUCGACUUCCUCAAGGGCAAGCGCAGCCUGAAAUCAUCCGACGGCAAAUCGAACCCUAUGAACUUUGUCCGCGGCCGAAAGCCUCUGUGGUGGGCAUGGUGGUUGGUGCGUGUGGGAGCCCUGGUUGCCGUGCUGAUCGGGUUCAUCCUGCUCAUCAUCGAUUUCUACAAAUACCCGAAAUCAAACUGCUCCUGGUGCUACCGACUCAGUUGUCUGCCGAUCAAGGACUGGUGCGAGCAAGGUAACAUCACGACCGACGAGAAUUCUUCUUAAGCGUGUUCGAUAUACAGCAUUUUGGAUCUUUGUGCAUACGAGUUUUACAUCUGAAUAUCCCUCUAUGCGAUUUGGUUGGCAUUUUCCCAUUCCAGUACAUUAUUCAACGGCGUUAGUGGAGAAGACGCAGGCCUGGCU